CUUGAACCAGCUAUGGAUUACUUCAUUAAUGCUGAUAUAUGUCCUGGGAUCGGCUGUUGUCAUAAGGUAUUGAAUGUGUUUUUCAAGAAUGAGGAAGCAGAAUCUGAUCAUCACCAAUGCGACGCUCUCAGUGAGACCGGUUGUCUCUGGUGCCUCAUCACACAGUCAAGUGUUUGUUGUGAUAUUCACACACCAGAAUACUUUGCCCAAUUCACCUCUGCAAUCCCAAAACAACAAAAACAAAUUUCAUGCUCAUGCCUUGUCAAGUUUUCCAUGACCUCACUUGAUUUAAAGUUGGUUGAUGCACUUGAGGACUGGCAGGAGGAAACCGCCAUCAAGCUCUAUGGCUAUUCUCAUUUAAAUGAUCUUGGACCCAGGGUUGUAAUGCCCAAUAGUAUCAUGGACCGGAUUGUUGAGUGUGCUCAUUUUUACAAGAUGAAGUCCAUAGCCAACUUGGUCAAGGAAACUUGUUGGUCAGGAGCCAGCAAACAUGGAGAUGUGAUUAUCACAUUGAUUCACCAAGUGUGCCCAAUUCCUAUGCCCAUGACAUCAGCCCCACUACAGCCUCGUGCAAUCUUGUCAAACGCUAACACAAGUACAUUGGUCCCUCAUAAUGCAAAGUGA
Molecule: messenger RNA, 624 nt
Organism: Suillus bovinus
Lineage: Eukaryota; Fungi; Basidiomycota; Agaricomycetes; Boletales; Suillaceae
Exons: 2
Source: RefSeq, a predicted model, not a curated record